Culex quinquefasciatus (southern house mosquito) is the source of this 456-nucleotide messenger RNA. Its product is annotated as puff-specific protein Bx42-like. NCBI's taxonomy places the organism in Eukaryota, Metazoa, Arthropoda, Insecta, Diptera, Culicidae. The transcript has 2 exons. The record is from RefSeq and is a predicted model, not a curated record. Bases 114 to 449 code for a protein of 111 amino acids.
GCCUGCCCGGUUUGUGACCGCGAAGAUGAGCAUCACCAUAAGGCUGUGUCCUCGGGCUCGGGCUCCGUAUGGCCAGCGGAAGGGCUUGGUCUCCCGGGCAGUAGCCAACUUUGAUGAUAAGGUUCCUUUCCGGACCCAUUUGGAAGGAUGCGAGAGAGCUGCAGAUGCCGUACCAGGUAGGCGGUGCCAGUGAUAAACAAGAUUUGGAUGCAUUCAACUCAGGGGCCAUGAUAUGCGUCAUUCGACUGGUCAAGGCACAGUUUGAUUCGAACCACCGCGGUUCUGCAUCAACAAGAAGAUUCCCCAUGGGGCCUCCAUCUCCGCCGGCACCGGUGCUUCACUCGCCGACGCUGAGAAACCUCCCAGGAAGUAGUGGUGGCGAACAAACCGAUCCCGACCAGGAAGAAAAAAAUAACAAAAUUUGUACACGCCAUGUUGAUAGAAAAUAAAAAAAAA